Messenger RNA from Boleophthalmus pectinirostris (great blue-spotted mudskipper), 3036 nucleotides. Its product is annotated as sperm flagellar protein 2-like. The coding region runs from base 1 to 3036 and encodes 1011 amino acids. Gene Ontology annotation, molecular function: protein binding. The transcript has 25 exons. The record is from RefSeq and is a predicted model, not a curated record. Gene Ontology annotation, biological process: sperm axoneme assembly. NCBI's taxonomy places the organism in Eukaryota, Metazoa, Chordata, Actinopteri, Gobiiformes, Gobiidae. Gene Ontology annotation, cellular component: sperm midpiece; manchette.
AUGAGUUAUAUAUUGUGUAGGUGGUUGAAUACGAAACUGCGUCUCUCUCGAGUUGUUGAGCCAAAAACCUUUGCCAGAGAUUUUUCUAAUGGAUACCUCAUUGGAGAGAUUCUGCAUAAAUAUAAUCUGCAAACAGACUUUGAUACGUUUAGCAAAGAUGACAACAAGUCUUCAAAGGCAAACAACUUCAGCCGUCUUAGGACAACUUUACAGAUGAUUGAGAUAUCACUUGAUGAAACCACUGUCCAAGAGUUGAUGGAGGGGAACCAGGGUGCUGCCUCACAUCUCAUUUAUAUGCUAUAUGUUGCACUGGAACAGAAAAAUAAAAUAAUUGGAGGAUCACUUGAGAGCCUUAUGCCAAAGGCUUCCUCUGCAUAUCGGUGCAAGAAAGAGCAAGACCUGUACUCUGAGAGACUGCAUAGAGGGUUUGACAGUGCAGAUACCAACCCUGGCCAGAUAUCUCAGCCCAUUCAAGACGAAGAUCAGCAGUUAAACUUAAAAUUGAUGGAGGCUGAUGCUGCUCAACACAAGAAACCACUUCCAGUCAAAGACAACACAAAAGGAAGAAUGAAUGUGACCACAAUAGUUCAAAAAGCAAAGGCUCUACAAAAGAAAAAAGAGGAACAAAGGCGCAGAGAAAAACAGGCACAGGUUCAAAAUGAAAUUCAAAAGUUUGAAGAAAACACAAAGUUAACUAUUUCUGCCAUAAGUGAGUUUUCCCUGGAGGAACCAAAGAGUGAAGCUGAUUAUGCAAAAGAUAUUGAAUCAAAACAGCAUUUAAACUCUGAGUACAUCGAGCAGAUCAGACAAAGACUGAAGGAGAAUGUUUUCACUCAAAAACAGAGGGAGAGGAGAGCAGCUCAGUUUCUUGUGGAGCAGUCAAAGGCCCGAAAGACUGAACAGGAUGAACAGAUUGAAGAGUCCCUGGUGAAGCGUUUGACCCGACAGACAAUAAAGGAAAAGCACCUGGUGUCAGAGCUCCUGCAUAUCCGCUUACAGAAGGAAGUGAUGAUAAAGAACAAUCUCAUGAGACAGCAGCAGUUUCAUCAGAGGAGAGAGAAAGACUUUCAGGAGGCACUGGACAGAGAGGCGCUUCUAGCCCGACAGGAAAAACUAACACCUGCAGCUGAGAUCCAGAGGAAGCUGGAUAUGUGUAAUAAACUUGCUGCUGAGAGAAAACAGAAGAGAUACAUGAAACACUUCAACAUCUGCAAAGUGGUCAUGGGGCAGAUCGUGGAUUUGGCCACUAAAGCGGGAGAUUACCGUCUGCACACUGCCAGUAUUAUCCCUGAGAAACAGAUGAAAGAGUGGAAGGAGUUCCUGCUCAGUGGCCUGCCUCUAUAUGAGACAGUUCAGGAUGAGAAAGAGGAAAAUAAUCAGCUUGAUUCUGUGGAGUUUCUGAAGCAGGAUGUACUGGACAAACUCGACUAUGAAGAAUACGAGAAAAUGAUUGGUGAGUGGGCACAACCAGAAGAAGCACAACAGACUAAGAUACCAUCAACUAAAAGCAGCAUUUUUGACCAUGUGAUUGUUCAAAUGAGAAACAUUGUGCAUCCAACUCCUGCCUUUCCUCCCUUCAUCCUCAAGGCCUGUGUCCUAGGCAAGUCCUGCUCCGGGAAGACAACCUGUUUAGAUAAGAUAGCACAAGCCCAUGGUUUCUACAUUUUAUCCAUUAACAAACUGGUUGAGGAGGUGCUCAAUGCGUAUCACAGUAAAGAUGUGAUUUCAGAUCAGCAAUCAAAUUCUCACACCAAAGACGAUCAAGAAUCUACAGACACUAAGUCUUUCCAGCUAACCAAAUGGGCCUUGCUUGGGGAAGCUGCAGACAAGGUGAUGACAGAAGGGAAACCACUCUCCAAUGAGCUACUAGUGGACAUUAUAACAGAGGCAAUCAGACACCUUCCUGCUUACUCUGGCUGGAUCCUGGAUGGGUUUCCUGUGAACAUUUCCCAGGCACAUCUGAUAGAGAAAGCCCUAGGAGGGUCUGACGAAAAAGUGGGUAAAGUUAGUGACAGUCUUAACGAUCCAGCUAAGAUUUCAGCUCCAGUUCUGGACUUGGCUUUGAUUCUAGAUGUUUCAGACGAUUGUGUUACAUCACGAACAGCAAAACAAACAGAUGAAAAUAAGCUGGCUGAAAUUUCAAGCAGAGUUGCAGCAUUUGAAGAUACAUGGCCACAAUUGGAGGAAUGGUUUGGUACGAAACAGAACAUUUUGGUCCAUGUGAAUGCAGAUGUUGAUGAGGAAGAGCUAUUUAAAGCAGUGGAGUCCAUCCUACAGCCAGUUAACCAACCAACAGGAGGGCCUGAGUCAUCAUUUAACCAUGACCAGCCCCUGUCUAUUGUUGAUGAGCAACUUCCUGCAGACCUACUUGAAGAACUAUGGUCCAUAAGUGAUACACGAAGGGAGGAAAAUGAGCAAAAGAUUGCUCAUGUAAAAGAAGAUGGGUGGCUGGUGGACUGCACAGAUGUUUUGCUGCAACACCAUUCAACACUUAUACAGGUGGAAGUAGAGCGAUUCCAGGCCAUACUUAGUAUUCUCCAAACCUACUAUCUGAGCAUGUGUGAACAAAUAAUGCCUGGCAAUAGUCUUGGUGUUCAGGAAGAAUGUAUGCAGUCUAAGAUAAGGCCAGAUGAAAAGGCUGCCAAGGUGUUAGCAGAAUCCCCACUGUUCGAUAGAGAGGCAAGAGAGCCAAAGGACAAAGAAGAGAUCAAUCCUUGUCCAAGCACUGAUAGAAAUAGGGAUGCUACAAAGGUGCGCAUAGCUCUAAUAAAAAUCCAUGGUUUGAAAAUGGUGGAUUGCCUCCAGAGCAGAUUGGACAAAAUGAAGAACACUAUGGAGGAGUUGGUGAAAGAACAGUUUAUGGUGGAAAUUAAAAGCGUGCAGCGUCGUGCGGCGGUCAGGGACCGUGCCUCUGGACUGGUCCCUCUGUUUAAGAAGGGGGACUCGAAGGUGUGUUCCAACUCCAGGGGAAUUAUACCCCUCAGCCUCCCUGAUAAGGUCUAUGCCAGGGACUGGAGAGGAGAAUCUGGCCAAUAG